GAUUUUGCUAAGCAACUAACGGAUAUCAACAACAUGGCGGAUUGAUUGCCAACUUGAACAUUUUUGCGAUUAUUAUUGUCUAUAGCUUUAUCUUAUUAGUAUGUCAAAGGCUGGCAAGAGGGGCAAAAGUGCCCAAGGUGCCGGCGGGCCUGCUAAGUGGGAGCAAGCAUUGCUAGCUGCACCGUUCGAGGAGGAGAAAUGGAAGCCCAAUAUAACCUUUGUGAUUGGAAAACAAGCAGAUGACUAUGCAUGGAUCAAUAUCCUAGGUCAGACUGUUGCAGGUGGAACAAGACGUUUGUUUACAGCAUUCUCCAAGAAGGAAUUGUAUGCAGAUGUACUAGAAUUGGGCAAUCCAAAGGGUAAGAAGCCCAAAGAGACCCCGGCUCACUACGAGAUAUGUGAACCAUGCAAGAACCACUUGGAUCUAGGGGAGGAAGUUCCCCUACCCUUGCUGGCAAAACUGAUCAAGUUCAAACUACUCUGGAUUAAGCAGAACGAUUUGAAAAGACGAGAUGCUGAGAAAAAGGCCGCACUUGAAAGAGAAAAAGCUAAAGCAAAAGCUGCAGAGAAGGCAGCAGGUGGUGGUGGAGGUGGGAAGGAAAGGGCCAAGUCCCCUGGGAAGGGCAAGGGAGCGGGCAAGUCGAAGACCCCUGAACCCCAGCAGGCCAAGGAGGGAAGCAAACUGAAGAAGAGAGGGGAGGAGGACCCAGAAGGGAAAUACAUUGAUGAUGAGCCAGAUGAUGGGGCUGACCACUACGUCAUCAUGAGUGGGUUUCACUUGCCCCACCUCUACGGGCUCAUGGCAGAACUGGGCCUCAAUGUUGCCAACAUUCUGUGUGUUAGUUCUCAAGACUAUAGUCUUCUUCAACCCAAGGAAAAUGAUGAGCAACCCAUAGAGAAAGAUGAAAAGACACUAGGUAAAAUAUUGUCUGCAAAGAAAAAGAAUGGGAAAGCUGCAGAAGAGAAUGCAAGGGAGGAGAAGGAGGAAUUGGUUCGUGAACUGAAGUCCUUCUGGCAUGACCUGCCGUACAUUCUGCUGAAGCAGCCGCGCCUGCAUGACAUUGCUCGCAAGGAGUAUGAAGUGAAGACUCUACUCAUGCCUCAGAGCAUGGAGGAUCUCGAGCAAAAAAACCAGUUUGGUGUGGCCAUGUUUGAGGACGUAGCCUGCAUGAUCUAUGACCUGAUAGAUGCGCACCGCCAGUGGAAGAACUACUUACAGAACCUCAACCUCAUCCCUGUGCCUGUCUUUGCCGUGCCAGCCUCCACAGCCCCUCCUGGCGGAGAGGGAGACAAGUCGGGUGCAGUGUCGGGCGCGCCGACCCCAGCGGGUCAGGCCCCGGCUAGUGUGACCUCCCUGAACCUGGGAGACCAGAUAGAGACCCCCCAUGUGGACAUGCGUUACUACAAUGACCUGAUGAACUGUGUGCCUCAGGAGAGCGUCAGUGUGCCACUCAUCAUGAGCUGUAUGCUGGAACAGAUUGAGGCGACCCAGCAGAAUAUUGAGCCUCCCAGUGAACAGAAACCCCCGCGCAGGUCUGACGGACUGAACACGAACCUCGCUAACCACCUCAGCUCCCUCGCCUUCAAACUGGCCCUUACCGAGGAGGAACACAAUGCUCUGUCUGCGGUGCUGACCCUGCCAGAGCGCCCCCCAGAGGAGUUCAAGCAGCCCCUGCUGGUCAACCCGCACGACGACAUCACCCAGCGCACCCACCACCUCAAACAGAUCUACGGCUUUGACCCGGAGAGAAAAGAGGAGGACAUGCUGAAGAGACUGAAGAUUAGUACGGUGCUGCAGUUUCCCAGACCUACGUCAUCUGUAGCAAGGGAGAGGGCAUCCAGACUUCAAGAGCUCAUACACUUCUGUGCCACGGAAGGAAUGGCACAAUCUGAGAUAGACAGAGCCUUCAAGCAGUUUGUGUUUGAGUCGAUGGAUCUGGCAACCACUGAUGCUAACGGCUUUAUCAUCACUCGAGAUAGCGAGGGGUUGGAGCAUUCGGCCAUACCCUGGGACGACCCCUACCCGUUUUUUAAGGGCAUGAUACCCAAACACGAGAAGGAGUCUGUCAGAAUGAGUCCUGUCUCAGACGAACGCUCAGGAAACAAUAAGGAACGUUGUUCGGUAAAUGGAGUGACAAUAAACGUGGAGAGUGCCCAGUCGCCAGCCCUGUCAGUGGAGAAGCCUGCCAGCCCCACCGCGGGAAAGGAACAUGAUUCACGCCCUUCCACUGCAGACAGCAAGAAGGGCAUCCUGCGACCUUCAUCAAGGUCUAGCUCCCGCGAAGGUCGCAAGUCGAGGUCUCCCUCUGUGCAUUUUAACCUUGGUGAUGAUCGACGGCCGUCAGUCCACUUUGAGGCUGACACGGAGGGUCACACGAUCGCGCACGUGAAGAACGAGGACAAGGAUGAGGAGGAGGAGAUCCUGGGUGGAAAGACCACGGAGGAGAGCAUGAAUGAGAUUGUAGACGCACAGAAACGGCAGCUUGACCAGUGGUGCUUUGCCGAGCACUACGACAAGAAAGUGCUGCUACAGGUGAUGAAGUCGGCUAUCUACAAGUUGCCGGUGGUGGAAACGUACUACCACAAACGAGACCACUCCCUGAUGGUAGUCCUUCACAACCCACACAACCAGGAGUUACAGAAGCACGAGGACUGGCACUGUGAACUACACUCCAACAUAGGAUUCAGGAACUACCUGGACUUUGUAGAGGAGUCUAUAGGAGACUGGCUGAAGGAGGAGGAGGCCAAAUAUCAGGCACAGGUUCUGUCCCAGGAGAUAGAGAAGAUGAGGCAAGAUGAGGAGACUGCAUCACGUAUGGCUGAGAAGAACAACAAGAAGUCCUCCAAACGAUCUGCAACUUCUAAAUCGAAGUCCCCAAAAGGUUCUCGUGCAAGCAGCCAGGAGCGUCCUGCAUCUGCUGUCAGCAACAUCUUCAUCCGCGCAGGCUCAUUGAAAGCACAGAAGAUUGAACAGGACCGUGUCAAGGCUGAAGAGGAAGAGAAGGAACGUGUGAAGAGUGCAAAGCGAUCAAAGUCUCCCAAGGCCAAGAAAGAGGAAAAGGAGGAUCCAAAGAAGCGCCCUGGUUCCCGUGGCAGCGCAAAGUCCAAGGGCUCAGCCAAGGACCAGGAACCAGAGCCAGUCGUUGACAUGGAAACCAUGGGAGAUGAGAAGUACUGGCCAUUCUCUGGGUACGACAUGGGCAACAACCUGAUCCACGUGUUCGGGAUCACUUCCAGCUUCUUCCCGGCUGACGGCGGACAGAUCCGCACGGAGAGAACAGAAUUUACUCAAGGUUCAGUGAGCGUGCGUACGACCGUGCUGAAGGACAACCACACGUUCACGGUUCACGUAAUCGACCCGAAGGACCCGCAGGCAGUGGAAGCCGCAGAAGGCGGCGACACGACACGGUCCGGCGCAGAGAAGGCAGAGUUUGAGAAACCAGAAAAGGAAAACAAGGACGCAGUGGAGUCAGACAAGCAUUCCAAGCAUUCCAUGAAGUCCUCGGUGCGUAAGCAGACGUCAGUGAGUGCGUUUGGCUCCGUGACCACACAAUUCAUGGACGGUAUGACGCUGGCCUUCAGUCAGUUUGGUGAUCACGGCAGUGCCCCGGAUGCUAAGAAGCCUGAGCCUGAGAUGUAUAGCCCACCAGUGUCAGACCCCAGUCCCGUGCCCCCACCAUCCCCCAGCAAGACCAAGAAGGGAGAUAAGAAGGGGGAGAAGGGGCGGAGCUCUGCCACGCCCGAACCCCCGCCACCACCACCCCAGCCACAGGACCCGGUAAACACUGCGGAGGAUACUCAAGCAGAUGGAGAUGACAGGGAGGAGACCAAGUCCACGGAGCCGCCGCCCAUAGAGCAGCCUUUCCAGCAGUUGUACAUCUCCUGCCCAGACGGCCUCAGUGUCAAGUACAUGCUAGAGAGCCACAUCGGGAUGCGCCCCCUGGCUGAGGAUGACCGCCGUCUGCUCGUUAGGCAGAGCUACCCGUUCAAGACCAACGGGAUGCAGGGUUGCGAGGCCCCACGCAAGAAGUAUGCUCUAUCUGAGGUGUCACGCGUUAUCACGUCCGAGGGGACUGUGAUCAAGAACAUGGUCAAUGGAUCUGUUGAGGUCCUGUAUGCGGAUGGCACAGUGAGCAUACACACAGGCCACUGGGAUCUGCCUCGGAGCAGGGAGAGCUCCCCCCAGCGGCAGAACAGCGCCAAGAGCCAGCCUGACACACCCACCAAGGACACGAAGGAGACCAAGGGCGACAAGGACAAGGACAAGAAGGGCGCGAGUACUGACCGAAGUACAGGCAAGAAGAGCAAGCCGACAUCAGAGGUCACAGAAGAGCGUGUGGAGGAGGAGGAAAAGAAGAGCACCUGGGUGAUGACUUUCCCGUCCGGAGAGCGUGUCCAGUACACCACGGGCGCUGUGCCAGAGGAGCUCAAACCGGUCAUGGUGUGCCUGGCAUCUGACCCUGAGACCAGCCAGUCAAUGGCAACGCGUGAUGACCAUGUGGUGACAAUUAGUUACCCGGACGGUACUACCAUACUGGAGCAUGCGGACGGUACCCGCAUCACCACGUAUUACCGCGAGACCCAGGUCCCUGUUGGAGACAGCGUCACUGAUGAUGGCGAGAAGGAACUAGACGUCCAGACCAACAAGUUUGUCAAGGUUGAAUGCCCUGGCUUUGCCACAGUUGAGUUCAACUGUAUCACGAGCGAAAACCUCACGAUUUUCGGUAACGGGACCACAGUGAACAUCUUCCCCGAUGGUUACUACAUGCUACACCACUAUGACGGGGGUAGACUGGAGGUCGACACAGAGGGCAUCCUGACCUACUUCCCUCGACCAGUCAAGAACAUGGAACAACUUCUGCCGGAGCGAGAGAUCCGCUACAUGUUCUGCCACAACGCAGACGUCACCGUGGAGACAGUGGAUAGUGAUGGGAAUGUGUUUAACAUUAAAAAUAAUGGCGAUUUCAGCGUGUUUCCGGCCAACACUGAUGAUGUGUCUGAUGUGAGCAGUGAGGACCAGGCUCGUCUGGAGAAGAAGAUAAUCACCUACAAGGACCACGCCCCGCGCUUCUUUGUUAUCCACGCUGAUGGAAGUGGAACAGAGCUGAUGCGAUACCAGGAUAUAGCGGAAUACCUGACCACUGCGGAACAGAGUCCUGCAACAGCCGUGCUCAGAGACGAUCUGCCGGAUUUUCCCGGCGUGGUUGGUAUCACGAUACUCAAGCCGUAUGUUGGGGGCCCGUCUGAACGCUGGCUGAAGAAAUAUGACCAAGAGUCUAUCAUUCCUCCAGGAAUUCGGUGCCGAGACCUCACUACCCUUCCGCCAAAGGAGUUCAAGACGGCUGGUCCACGUUUUGGGACCACUGCAGGUCAAGGGCUCUCGGUGGGUGGGGCUGUUAAGGGUCAGGCGAGGAUCCCUAUUGUGAAAUGUCCUAACAUCCUGGAGCUUAGGCAACUUGUGCAGUACAAGCCAAUGGGUGACCAGCUUAGAUCAUUGAUGCAGAGGGGCCUGAGAGAGUACGCGGAGUAUGUUAAGGCUCGUAACGCCAUGCAGGACUACAUGCGGGUAGUUGACCCACGCUCAGAGGAAGAGAGAAUGACCGCUGCAGACCUGCAGGUCACAGCCAGGGCAAAUAACGAGCUCACUAAUUAUGAGAAAGCCGACGUUCGUAACAUUUAUGAGAAGGAGCUGACUCCCCCAGAGCCCAGUCCCCCGCCCACCCCGCAGCCCAAGCGCACACAGGCUGACUGGGACCGCGAUGAGCGAGAACUGGAGGAGGAGAAGGAGGGGCUGGAUGCACUCAAACGCAAGAAGAUACCUAAAUACUUUGACAGCGAGUUCGGGAAAGCGUUCUUACUCACUCAGACGAAGGAUUUCAAUGAGACUGUGGCUUUACUAGCGGACGAUCCACGCAGAGACGGGUCUCGGGCCCUCAGGCGCAAUACCACAGAGAGCUCUGGCGCAGAACCACGAAGUGCUGGCAUGCCUGCUAGAUCUGCCACUCACCCUGUGACCUCCCAGAGUGACCGCUCCAGCCAUUCAGACGUCACCAACCAGCCCAAAGUGCCCGUAGCAGACACCCCCAUGUCAUUCGCAGUGUACAGUGAAGUAGGUCACUCCGCCAGCGGUAUGCGCCCAGGCAACCCAACGCCUGCUCAUGCUACGGGCCAGGGCUCCCCAGCGCCUGUGCGUCCCUCAGCCCCCACACCUGCUCAUGCCAACAAGAGCGUGCCAGGUCGACCAGGAAACCCCACCCCCAAGCAAGCGGGGGCGGGGACAGAAUCUCCAUCAGACCUCCCCUCACAUCUAGACUAUCCAAUCAUAUUUGAGCAGCCUGCUCUAGAGGAAGAGUCUGAGUUUGGAGGUGAGCAUGAGAUGAUCUCCCAGAGGAUGAAAAUGGAUGUGCUGGGUCACCCCCGCAGCAAGCCGGUUCCCCUGCCUACUGUAAUCAAGGGAGGCAAGCCGGGAGCCAUCCCCAACACCAAGUACAUCCAAGUAGAGGACCCGGUGCGCCGGAAGACCAACAACUCCCUGAUCGCCGGUGCAACGGUUAAGGGCCAGACCCAGCUGAACGCCAUGCGAGGUCUGAUCCUGCUACCGGAGGAGGUGGACUUUGGGGUGCUCAAGGAAGGCAACACGUAUGCCUUUACCGUCUUGCUGAAGAACACGGGCGUGGACACUUGCCGCUACAAGAUCAAACAGCCCCCACCUGCCACUGGCAUCCGGAUCAUCUACAAACCUGGACCGGUGGCGGCUGGCAUGAAGGCGGAGAUAGAAGUGGAGAUUUACGCCAUAGCUGUUGGCGUGGAGGGAGAGUCGGGCGUGGGCUCCGUAAGACACGAGCUGGAGAUUGUCACGGAAACAGACGUCAUCUUCCUGCCAAUCACAGCAAAUAUCCUUUUUGUGAAUGAUGAUUCAUCUAGAACAUGGUUAAAUGUUUGAGAUUCACUGUUAUUC
Molecule: messenger RNA, 6958 nt
Organism: Dreissena polymorpha
Lineage: Eukaryota; Metazoa; Mollusca; Bivalvia; Myida; Dreissenidae
Product: sperm-associated antigen 17-like
Exons: 40
Coding region: 101-6943 (2280 amino acids)
Biological process (GO): epithelial cilium movement involved in extracellular fluid movement; axonemal central apparatus assembly
Cellular component (GO): axonemal central apparatus
Source: RefSeq, a predicted model, not a curated record